Messenger RNA from Carassius auratus (goldfish), 4062 nucleotides. RefSeq names its product ankyrin repeat domain 6b (gene ankrd6b). The record is from RefSeq and is a predicted model, not a curated record. Gene Ontology annotation, molecular function: protein binding; ubiquitin-protein transferase activity. The transcript has 16 exons. Gene Ontology annotation, cellular component: BRCA1-A complex; BRCA1-BARD1 complex. Gene Ontology annotation, biological process: protein K6-linked ubiquitination. NCBI's taxonomy places the organism in Eukaryota, Metazoa, Chordata, Actinopteri, Cypriniformes, Cyprinidae. The coding region runs from base 345 to 2594 and encodes 749 amino acids.
GUUGUGAUGAAGUCUCACUCUUCACCGCUGGAUGGCACAUGCACACUCCUCCUCCUCCUCCUCACUUCAUUGCGCAGUUUGGAUCAUUAUCCGCCACUCUUCAUUUCCCACGCACCAAUUUGUGGAUUUUUGCGCGUUUCGAGGGAAAUCGGUAUAGGAGUUUGUACAAGGAAGAGUUCAUGUCAAUGUCCUCUGAGUGUGAGGCUUCUCGAAAGGACAUGAGGGUUAGAUCCCUCCAAGAGCUGGACAUCUAUGGUUCCUCUCUCCUCUCAUCCCAAGGCAGAGGGACUCAUUACUGUUUCUGAUCCCAAUUAUCCCCCCUUCCCCAAGUCUUUCCCUGAUUCAUGAGCCAGCAGGAUGCAUCAUCUGUGCGAGCCCUCUCUGAGCGUCUCCUCAUAGCCUCGCACAAGGGCCAAGCUGAACAUGUGGUUCAGCUCAUUAACAAAGGGGCCAAGGUAGCCAUUACCAAGAACGGCAGAACCCCUCUACAUUUGGCUGCCUAUAAGGGCCACAUUGCUGUUGUGAGGAUUCUCCUUGCAGCUGGGUGUGACCUGGAUAUUCAGGAUGAUGGUGACCAGACGGCCUUACACAGAGCAGCUGUGGUGGGAAACACUGAUGUCAUUUCAGCUCUCAUUCAGGAAGGAUGUGCACUAGACAGACAAGACAAGGAUGGGAACACGGCGUUACAUGAGGCUGCGUGGCACGGCUUCAGUCAGUCUGUCAAACUGCUGGUGAAGGCUGGCGCCAACGUUCACGCUAAAAACAAGCUGGAGAUCAGCUCAUGUAAUCUCUCUCAGGCAGGAAACACGGCUCUUCAUCUGGCGUGUCAGAACGGUCACGCUCAGAGCUCGAAGGUCCUGCUGCUGGCCGGCUCUCGUCCCGACAGCAAGAACAGCGUAGGUGACACGUGUCUGCAUGUGUCCGCUCGAUAUAACCAUCUGACUGUGAUCCGAGCACUCCUGAGUGCCAUCUGCUCAGUGACGGAAAGAAAUCAUGCAGGAGACACGGCUUUACACAUCGCAGCUGCUCUGAAUCACAGGAAGACUGUACGGAUGUUACUGGAGGCUGGGGCCGACAGUCGCUUCAAGAACAAUGCGGGAGAGACGGCCCUCGAUCAGGCUCGUGAGAAUGAUAAUCCUGAAGUGGCCCUGCUGCUCACUAAAGCUCCACAGAGCUUCACUCGAGGACGCACUGUGAGGAAGAGGAGGGACAAGAUGAAGACUGAGGGCCGAGCGCAGUCAGUCCCACGUGAUGAGAUGCUGCAGAGAAAGGACAGUGUGUCUCCAGCAAAUGACACUCAUGGCAGUGAAAAUUCUCUCCGGAACGACAAUGUGUGCGUCACAGAGGCACGUGCAAACAAAAACAGUGAGAAGAGAGUCAAAGAGAGGCUUUCGCCAUCAGAUGCCCUCAUGCGAAGACAAAAUAAACACAGUGAUCAUAAGAAGAAGAGCAAAACGGAGAGAUCACCAGCUGUUCCUCCUCAUAACUACAAGGCGUACCAGCUCUAUACUCUCUACAGAGACAAAGAUGGCAAGAUCAUGCAGGCCCCACUGAAUGGCUGCAGGUGUGAACCUCUCAUUAACAAACUGGAGAAUCAGCUCAUGGCCACAAAAGAGGAAAUGAAGUCAGAGAUUCAGACUGUACAGGAGCUCAUGAACACCAAGAUGGGCCAAAUGGAGCACAAGAACAAACAUCAGAUCAGAGCUCUAGAUAAGAUCACUUUAGAGCGAGUGUCUGCUGAGAGGAUUGAAUGUUUACAUCGCAUUGACCAGCGAGCCAUACAAGAACGCUUGGAAGGAGAAAAAAGACAGCAGGCGUCAGUGGUCAACGAUCUCAAGAACUGGUGCAUUUCUAAGAUCCAACGUUUGGAGUCGCGUCUCACUGGCGAUCGCAGCAACUCUAAGUUACGGCGCUCCUCGUCCCUCACCGACACGUUUUUGGAUUGUGAUCCUCAUUCCCACACAGCUGUACCAGAUACAUCUGGAGCCGAAGCCUGCUCCUCUCCAUCAACAAACCAACCAGAGGCCGGCGAUGGACGAGAGGCUGCAGCGGCGAGCACGAGUCCCGAGGAUGGAUCAGUCGGUUACUAUGUGAUUGAUGUGGACCGCGUCUCACCGGAUAAGCAGUCGCCACAGAAUCAAUCUGCACCCCAGUCUCCUUGUAUAGUCCGUCCUAAGCAGCGAUCCCGGGCCUGUAGUGACCCUCACCGAGCACAAGAUGAGCCUCAGGAUCUGAGUCUGGAGCUGAGACCCGUCUCCGAUCAGUGCUGCGAGCACAGGAACCUCAAAAGACGCACCCAACAAAGAGCAAAGACCAAACACAACGCUCAAACCAUGACGAGUUCAGGAGCCCCGCACGCCUCCGAGGCUUCCUUCGCCCAGGAGCGGGAAAACAUGCAUGCGCUGGAGGUUACACAGUACUUUUUUGAGGCAGUGACUGUGCAGAUGGAGCGCUGGUAUGAACGAAAGAUUGAAGAAGCACGCUGGCAGGCCAACCAGAGAGCCCAGGCCGACCGAGCCGCUCUGCUGGACAGAAUAAGCUACCUUGAGGAUGAACUCCGACUGCUGAGAACUAACAAGCAGGAGGAGAGCUAGUACAGAAGAUAACACUGGUGUAGCAGACACUGUAACUUCCAGAUGGAUUCGUGGAGUUCCAUGGAGCAGCUAGCACAUGAAGAUGAGUAGCAUCUAAACCGAUGUGGAGCAGAAACAUACUCUUUGCAAGUUCUUUAACCCAAAUGCUUCAAGCCACACAAGUUUGAUUUCAUUUGUCAUAACACAAUUCAUAAUGGAGGGCAAAUGCAUUCUUAGCACUAUAAUGGGCAUUAGCAUAAACUGUCUGCCGAGGUUUGUUUCUGCCAGAGAAACAUAAGAAUGCACUUUAUGUACAGCGGCACUGCAUGCUGUCAGAGCCCCGUUCAAGAAUCUGUGUCCUUGUUUAAUGCUUGCGUGGGUUAUGUGUCUGGCUUUAACAGACGUCACAUCACGACAGACCGCCACUGCCAAAGAUCUGUUCAGACUCCUGGUUCAAUAAUAGGCACUACAAAGAUAAGUGUUUUAUUGAGAAGGCAAAUUCAAAGGACUGUAUUCUUAAUAUAAAGCAUUCAGAAAAAGGCAUGAACAGAACUACUUAGUGAAAGUGUCUAAAUUAUGCCACUGCUUUGGAGGUUUGCCAGAUCGUAUAAAACCAGUGAACACUGACGAAUAAAAGUAAUCAAAUCAGUCACCGCAAACAAGGUGAUAUUAGCAAGUAUUAGUCCUAGUUUAUUUUGUAAUUUCUUUUUAUAUGGACUUCAUUUCCCAGAAUGAAACGUCAUAACCUGUGAUGUUUAAUUGAGGACUUUGAUGUGUUCUGUACUCACAAUGAAUUAAGUGUUUGUAAAAUCUUCACGUGUGAAUGUUUAAUUUGGUAGAUAAGUAAUCUAAUUAAACAUUUUCUAAUCAUUCUUUUAACAAAAUUCAGAUUACAUGGGCAGGGAAAAACUCUGUUCCUUUCUAUGGUAAACGUUCUGAGGCUGGUGUAGAGGUUAAAAUCAAUUAAAUCUAUUCAACUGUAAUGUUGAGGCAGCAAAGAAUGAAAUAAACUUGACUUUAUUCUAGUAUUACCCACUUUCCACCAUCCAAUCAAACAAGAACAUCGUUUCGUAUUGACUUUAAACAUUCACAAACGUUGGAUCAUUUUUGAUCACCACUGUGCUCUUGAAUGAUGUUUAACCUCGCACUGCUUCAUCAAGAUGUAUAACGUGUAGAUUGCUGAACGUACUGUUGAAAUGAUCAGAGACUCUAAAUAAUGGUCACUAUGAUUUCAAACUGCUUUUUAAAGUUACACUGAUGUGUUAGCCAGUGGCUGUUGAUGUUGAACUAUGGACUCAAAACUGUUUUUGAUGCAUGUCUUGACAAAUGUAACAACCAUGUUUGUUUUUUAUGUAGAUGUAUGACUACUAGAAUAAUUGUUUACAGCUGUUUCAAAGGGAACAUUAUUGUUUACCGUCAUGCAGCUGUGUGAUCUGUCACAAAUGAAUGUCUAAUAAACUACAUCUGUGUAAAUUUGUGAAAAAAAGAA